GACGUCCACGUUUAUCUCUGCUGGGACAUAAAAGUGUUAUCCAGUCUGGCAAAACAUUAUUACAAUUUACAAGAUAUAUACUCCCUCUGUUCUAGCGGAUUGUAUAGUUCAUCUUGAACGAAACUGACGUUUGAGUCAGAUUUGUUGCUAGACCGUAUAAGUAUUCCGAACGUCUUUGAUCAUCAUUUGGAGUGAUUUUUGCAUAAAAAAUGACGAGAGCAGAGGUAAUCUUUAUCCCUGCACCUGGAGUUGGUCAUUUGGGAUCUACAGUAGAGGUUUCAAAGCUCCUUGUCAGUCGAGAUGAUCGGAUUUCCAUUACCAUCAUGAUAAUGAAUCCAUCUUCUGACUCCACCAUUGUUGCCUUCACUCAGAACCUUAAGAAAGAGGCUCUCGACAGAAUAGCCUUUGUAGACAUCCCUGCUCCGGACGAGACGACUAUGGCAGGGCUCAUGUCUAAGGGUCACCUGAAUUUCCUCAUGUCUUUUAUUGAGUGCCAGAAAGUGCAGGUGAGAGAUAUGGUUGCGUCGAUUAUGAGUCGGUCCCAAUCUUUUAAGCUGGCUGGAUUUGUCAUUGACAUGUUCUGCACACCAAUGAUAGAUGUUGCAAAUGAGUUCAAUGUCCCUUCAUAUGUUUUCUUCACUUCUGCUGCUGCUUCUCUUGGCGUUAUGCUUUAUAUUCAGAGCCUCAAAGACAAUGAAAACCUGGAAAUUAAUGAUUUAGAUGUGGAGCUGUCUAUCCCUAGUUUCUCUAAGCCGGUUCCUGCUAAGGUUUUGCCUUCGGUGAUGCUAAGCAAGGAUGGAUCUGACAUGAUUGCAAGUAUUGCUCGAAGAUUACGUGAGACCAAAGCUAUUGUGGUUAAUACGGUGUUGGAACUGGAAGCUCAUUCAGUUAAGUCCCUUGGUGAUGAUGAGAACACCCCUGCGAUCUACCAUGUCGGCCCCAUUAUUAAGUUAACGGAUGGUGAGUCGACUUCUAGGGAGACCAUUAAGGGCUGGUUGGACAGCCAACCACCAUCAUCUGUAGUAUUUUUGUGCUUUGGGAGCAUGGGAAGCUUUGAUCCAGAGCAAGUAACAGAGAUAGCAUGCGCGUUGGAGCUCAGUGGACAGCGUUUUCUAUGGUCCCUUCGGAGCCCAUCACAAGAAAAGGAAACAAUGGCACUGCCAAAAGAUUAUGAGAAUUACAAUGGUGUACUGCCAGAAGGAUUUUUGGAGCGAACAGCAGAAAUAGGAAAAGUUAUUGGGUGGGCACCGCAGGUGACUGUUCUUUCCCAUCCGUCCGUGGGAGGUUUUGUAUCCCACUGUGGGUGGAACUCGACAUUAGAGAGUAUAUGGUUUGGGGUACCAAUGGCUGCUUGGCCUCUGUAUGCCGAGCAACAACUAAAUGCAUUCAAGUUGGUGAAGGAGCUAGGAUUCGCAGUGGAAAUUAAAAUGGAUUACAAAAAAAACGAUGUUGGUCCGACUGUACUUGUGAAGGCAGAAGAGAUAGUUAGGGGCAUAAGGUGUCUCAUGGAUGAAGAAUGUGAGAUGAGGAAGAAAGUGAAAGAGAUGAAAGACAUAUGCAGAAAGGCAAUUGCAGAAGGCGGCUCUUCGUAUAAUUCAGCUGGACAGUUUAUUGAGGACCUAAUAGAUAACAUCCCUGAGAUAGAAUUCAGUCAGAGACAGAAUAUGGAAUGUGGUAAAGUGUCAUGCAGUAAUAGAAAAGUUAAGAAGAAGCAAGUGAAGGAUGAGUUGGAUCGCAUCAGACAGGCUGAAAAGAAAAAGAGACGCUUGGAAAAAGCGCUAGCUACUUCUGCAGCAAUUCGUUCUGAACUUGAAAAGAAGUUGCUGAAAAAGAAAGAAGAACAGAAAAGGCUGGAUGAGGAAGGGGCUGCAAUUGCUGAAGCAGUCGCCUUGCAUGUUCUACUUGGUGAAGACUCGGACGAUUCAUGUAAAAUCAUGCUGAAGAAGAAUGAAGAGUUCAAACCUUUGGAUAGUGCUGGAAAGUUUGACUUUUUUGGGGGUGGAAAUAGAAGAGGUCUUCCUCAUGAAGAACUGCGGAUACGUUCAGUGGAAGGAGCUGAUAGGUUUUCUAAUGUGUGCAGAUCCGGAUGCACAUUGAACGGUUACAACAAUAAUGGGUGGACAGUCCCCACUGAACCUUUUAUAAGGGAUGAUAACAUGACAUAUAUCGAUAAGCAAGGUUGGGAGGUUAAAGAUAUCUCUGCAGGUGUCAUAGCUGCGCAAGCUGUUUCAUCACUUAAAAUUACAGAAGACUCGCGUGCAGACAACUUCCUUUUCAACCAGAUGCUUAGAGGCUAACAUAGAGAGCAUCUGUUGUUUCCGUCCGCUUGUCUUUGUAGUUGAGAUUGUAUAAGAUUGUCUUCUCAAUGGUGUUUAAUAGAUCUUUGCUUUAAACUUACCAGUGCAGUUUAUCAUAUAUUGUUCCUGUAUUGGUGACAACAUGUUUCAGUGAUUUUCUUAGAUAUUUUCCGUCACAUUGGUUUUUUCUUCGUGGUGCUGGAAUCUCUUCACCAACCUGAAGUGAUUAUGCAACUUUGUGAUUUCAGUGAAGUUCAAUGUACCCUUUUUUUUUUC
This is a messenger RNA of Daucus carota subsp. sativus, 2573 nucleotides long. RefSeq names its product anthocyanidin 3-O-glucosyltransferase 6. Bases 210 to 2297 code for a protein of 695 amino acids. The transcript has 2 exons. Gene Ontology annotation, molecular function: UDP-glycosyltransferase activity. NCBI's taxonomy places the organism in Eukaryota, Viridiplantae, Streptophyta, Magnoliopsida, Apiales, Apiaceae. The record is from RefSeq and is a predicted model, not a curated record.